AACUGCUAGGUUGGCAGAUGCUGGGACAAGGAACGGGAGCUCACCCCGUUAGGCGGCACCAGGGAUUCGAACCGCCGAACUGCCGACUUUUCGAUCGACAAGCUCAGCGUCUUAGCCACUGAGCCACUGCGUCCAAUUGAUUCAAUCAUGAAGUGACUAACCGGGAAGUUAACACAAUUCCUGAACUCCCCUCCAUAGGCUUUGUUACAACUCCAACUUGGCUUGCAUUCAAAACUUUUUGAAACAGGAUGUUCAAGAGAUGUCAGCUUGAAAAGAAAAAAAAAGGCCCCGUCAGAGGGUAAACCUCCAGGGAUUUCCAGAGAAUGACUAAGGAGAACAAGCGUUCCCCUUAUCUUUCUGGAACACGCAUGGAGGUUUAUCAACUCAACUUCUGCUGCUGUUUGCUCUACCAGCCAGUUGUCCUUCACGUCUCAUUCCAGAGGGACGCGACGUACAGAGAGAGUCGAAGAUGAGUCUCGUCGGCUUCUUCUUCAUCUUCGCCUUGCUCCCUCUUGUCGCCCCAGACUGUCCCCGCCCUUGCCGUUGUGCCGCCAACAUCGUCGACUGCAUGUCGACCGAUCUCACGGACGACAUGAUCCCGCUCUCCUUCUCAUCCUUGACGAACAAGCUUUAUCUCAACAACAACUAUUUGACCUUCAUCCCCAAAGGUCUCUUCGACAACCUGCACAACCUCCAGGCUGUUUACCUGCGGGGCAAUCCUUGGGAAUGUACCUGCAACAUCCUCUACCUCCGCUCCUGGCUACAAUGGCAAGAGAACCGGACUCUGUAUCGUGAUGUGGUGUGUUCCACUCCUGCCCAUCUUCAAGGUCGGAUUAUCACUUACCUGUCUGAAGAUGAGAUCAUCUCUACCUGCCAGUCCUGGUAUUGCGGUGUGGCUUUGGUGGCCCAGAUCUGCCUCUUUGUCUUCAUCCUGGUGCAGGCCAUCUUGUUGUUUCUGGUGGUCUUCUACAUUUGCAGAUUCCAGCGGAUAGCCAAGGAAGCCAGGAGGACAAUGGUGGAGAUUUAUGAGAAUACAGAUCCAUGGGAAAGUGCUCGUAAAAACAGUAUUGACUGAUGGUCCGUGGAGAUUCUCAACCAUCCAGGUCAUGGUUGUCCCAAAGGUGUUUUUCCUUAAUUUUUUUCCCCCCUUGUGAAGACCUUUUGCUUUUCAUCCAAGAAGCUGUUGUGAUCUAGGCUUCCUGAGUCAUUAAAACACACGAGUAGUCCCAAAAACCUCUUUUAUUGCAACAGCUGUGAAUUACGUUCAUUCACAGCUGAGUCCCAAUUAGCUGUAAAAAGUCCUUUGGGAGAAGUCCUUCAGGAUAAUCACCAACCUUUAUCUCCCUUGACACGCUGCCAAAGACCUACUUGGCAAAGCCACACAGAGUCCAGAAUCAAACAGAGAUGCCGACUGGGAACAGAAUUAACAACAUUGCUUCCCUGCAAAGAGCCCACGUGCUUUUGCUCCUCUUUUAAGCCUUAUGGGAGGGGACAAUCAUCUCCAGGCUUUACUCCUGAGUUUUCCCUUUUGUUUUAACUGUUCUUGCCUUCUGGCAGCUCUGCGCAUGCGUGCACUAGGAACAGGCCCCUCCUGUUCCUCUGCCUCUCUGAUGUCCGACUCUGGAGGCUCCAGAGUCCGUGCAUAACUCCCAGAUGGCCCUGGCCUCAUCUCUGCCUCCGACGCAGAGCCCUCGUCCGAGCCUUCCCCAGACUCCAGGACUGGCCCAUGUUCCUCCCCAGCCUCCUCACUGUCCGACUCUGCUACCAGCUCCGCCGGCUGCUGGCGGACCACAACAGAAGCUUCUUCAGUUUCAGGAAGCUUCUUCUUCAACUGAAGAAGCUUCUGGGAUGAGAAGCGAAAGGUCUUCAAGGAAACAAACUAAGAAAAUCCAGCUGCCUUUUGAAAAAAGCACUUUUGGGGACAGUAUCAACUGAUCGUCACACAGGAAUAGCUAUUUUCCCAAAUGCCUUAUUUCCUUGGAGAACCUUGGGAGUUCUAGGCAGAAUUUGGAAGAUGCUUGCUUUUUUAAAAAAAAAAGAAGAAGAAGAAGAAGAAGAAGAAGAAGAAGAAGAAGAA
Molecule: messenger RNA, 2077 nt
Organism: Pantherophis guttatus
Lineage: Eukaryota; Metazoa; Chordata; Lepidosauria; Squamata; Colubridae
Gene: GP1BB
Product: glycoprotein Ib platelet subunit beta
Molecular function (GO): protein binding
Source: RefSeq, a predicted model, not a curated record